Molecule: messenger RNA, 2840 nt
Organism: Drosophila ficusphila
Lineage: Eukaryota; Metazoa; Arthropoda; Insecta; Diptera; Drosophilidae
Exons: 7
Coding region: 55-2733 (892 amino acids)
Source: RefSeq, a predicted model, not a curated record
UCGAUCGGACGUACAGAAUUUCGCGAGUUCUAGUCAAACUGCUAUUGUUUCACGAUGGGUCAACGUAAUUCCAAGUCGAAAAACAGCAACGAGGUAGCUGAAACCGACACGAAAAAUCAGAGAAAGACCUCCAUAAAAAGUUCGCGGUCCACUAAUGCGAAAAUUGAGGGGUCACCCACUCAAAAUGACCCACCAAAACCGACCCCUGCAAUUGAGGAGGGCAAUAUGGGGCCAGAGUGGUUGAAUGAAGCGCAAUUUGAGGAAUUACUCGCCACGAAUAUCGCUCAGUUCUCCAAGAUAGUGAACUUCCGGGUGAAACCAGCCAUGCAGCCCGGUGAAAAUUAUGCCACUUUAAUGCUGAGGAUCAGCAUAGAUGUGGAACUCACUGAUAAAAGCACCAAACUGGUCUCCUUUAUGAUGAAGGUUCCCCACAGGACUCCCCAAAUGGAGCAAAUGCUGGCCAUGGCCAACUUCUUUAAUACGGAGAAUGCAGUCUAUUCGGAUAUAGUGCCUAAAUUUGAGGAGCUUUACAAGGCCAAGGGCUUGGACAUUACCUUUGCACCCAAAGCGUUCAAACUAGACCCCAAAAUGGAACCAAAUUUGGCUAACACAGUGCUUAUGAGUGAUAUGGGACAGGAUGGUUUCAAGAACUUAAAUCGUCUCGAGUGCCUCAACUUGGAACAGACCAAGUUUGCCCUCACAAAACUUGCACAAUUCCAUGCGGCAUCUGCGAUGAAUGUGCAGGUUAAUGGACCCUAUGCAGAUAGAUUUAUGAACGGACUUUUCGGAGGGGAUAAGGAGUUCCUAUUAAAGAUCUAUGAAGGAAUGAUAACCCCUUUCCAAAAUGCUUUCCUGGCCAAUCUGAAGAGCCUCAAGAACGGAGAAGACUUUCGUGAAAAAUUGGUUAAAGCAUUCGCCCAGCUCUUCUCAGACUUUGAUUAUCUAAUGAAGAUCGAUCCCGAUGAGUUCAAUGUACUAAACCACGGAGAUUGUUGGAUGAACAACAUGCUGUUUAAAGUGAACGCUAAAGGAGAAUUGGAAGACAUGGUGUUUGUGGACUUCCAAAACCCCAAAUAUGGUACUCCAACUCAGGACUUGUUCUACUUGCUUAUGACAUCGGUCCACAUCGACUACAAGCUGGAUUACUUUGACUUUUUCAUCAGGCAUUACCACGAGCAGUUGACCAAGCACCUUAACUUGCUGGGUUUCACUGGUAAGCAGCCUUCUCUGAGGGAACUUCACAUCCAGCUGUUCAAAAAGGGAAGUGGGUCUCUGGCUCCCGCGAUUACUGUGCUGCCAGUUGUGCUUUUGGAUCCUAAUAAUUUGGCCACCUUCGACAAUUUCCUGGGAGACACCGAAUCCGGUGCGCAGUUCAAAAACCUUCUCUACAGCAACAAACGCUACCAUGGCUACAUCGAAAAGAUUCUACCCUGGCUGGAAAACAGGGGUUUCUUGGAAUCCUACAAUGAGUCCAAACCAUCUGAAUCAACUUCAGAAAAGAAGUCCGAAAUAUCCAACCAGAUAUUAGAUUGGCUUAAUGUCAGUGAUUUUGAAGAAAUAAUAUCCCCCUCUGAACCCGAGUUUGGUAAAAUUCUAAGUGGUUCCUGGACUUCAGCAACCAAACCCGGUGACAACUUUGCUUCCAAACUCCUUAAAAUUGAUAUACAGACGCAGUUAAAAGAUAAAAGUGAGAAGACAUUUUCCUACAUACUUAAAGUGCAACCGACCACAACCAAAGAUAACUUCACUGAUAUAAACAUGUUUCCCAAGGAAAUGGAAAUGUACCGAAAAUAUGUGCCCGCUUUUGAAAAACUCUACAAAGAUGCAGGCUGUACAAUUACUUUCAGUGCAAAGUCCUAUGUUUUUAACAAACCUGUCAAGGAAGAAUAUCUUUUAAUGGAGAACCUUCAGAGUAGUGGUUUUAAGAUGGCCGAUCGCAUGAAGGGAUUGAACAUGGAGCACACAAAGAGCGCACUAAAGAAACUUGCCCAAUGGCAUGCGGCUUCCAUUAAAUAUAAGGAGCUCAAUGGACCUUAUUCCACACUGUACAACGAUGGAAUUUAUAUUGAACAAACUAGGGAAAUGUACACCACUAUGUUUUCCACCGCAAAGCAUUCCUAUAUUGAUAUAUUCAGAAAGUUUGAGGGCGCCGAGGAAUUUCUGCCUAAACUGCCCUGGAUUAUAGACAAUCACGUAGAUCAGAUCUUGGAAGAUGCCAAAAUCAAUGAGAAAGAGUUCAAUGUGCUUAAUCACGGCGAUGCCUGGAUAAACAACAUUAUGUUCCAAUACGACUCAAAAGGAAAUGUGAAGGAAACCUUCUUGCUGGAUCACCAAAAUGCUAAGUAUGGCAAUCCAGCUCAAGAUCUUUACUACUUCCUGAUGAGCUCUGCAGAAUUGGAUAUCAAGGUCGAUCAGUUUGAUUACCUAAUAAGAUGGUAUCACGAGAACUUAGUGGAGCAUACAAGCUUGUUGAAAUACAACGGAUUUGUUCCUUGUCUCAAAGAACUCCACUCUAUUUUAAUAGAUCAUCCAGCUUUCGCUGCUGGCACAGUCAUUAGUACCUUAACAGUUUGCCUUCUUAACGCCGACGAAGGUUUUAAUCCCGAAGCAUUUUUCGUGGAAACACCAGAAUCAGAGGCCUUUAGAUUGAAGCUUCUAGGCAAUGAGCGUUACAAGGCACAUAUUGAACGGAUUAUGCCUUGGCUCAACAGGAGGGGUCUACUUGACCCCUAAAAGUACUUCCCAAAUGUGAUAAAUCUUGUUUAGAAACCAAAUAAACUACUUUAUGAGAAAUUGAAGAGGCAAAGUCUUCAAUUGUUUGUACAAUUACACUGACAAAA